Apus apus (common swift) is the source of this 3633-nucleotide messenger RNA. RefSeq names its product glutamate ionotropic receptor delta type subunit 1 (gene GRID1). Lineage: Eukaryota; Metazoa; Chordata; Aves; Apodiformes; Apodidae. Gene Ontology annotation, molecular function: transmitter-gated monoatomic ion channel activity involved in regulation of postsynaptic membrane potential; glutamate-gated receptor activity. The record is from RefSeq and is a predicted model, not a curated record. The coding region runs from base 325 to 3357 and encodes 1010 amino acids. The transcript has 16 exons. Gene Ontology annotation, cellular component: plasma membrane; postsynaptic membrane. Gene Ontology annotation, biological process: modulation of chemical synaptic transmission; synaptic transmission, glutamatergic; monoatomic ion transport.
CACACACCGAGCGCUGGAGGCUCCGCCGCGCCGCCUGGCAACCCAGGAUCUACCUCCCUGCUUUUGUAGCCCUAGCUUUUUUCUUUUUUUCUUUUUUUCUUUCCCCCCCUCCAUAGCUCCUUUCCUUCAGCCUUGGAAAAUUAUUGGGGUGCGGGGGGAAUUUGGGAUUUUUUUUUUUUUUUUCUCUACGGGGGGUGUCUGGGCAUCUUCCCACCCCCUCCGCGCCUGCUGCCUUGCUCCACCUGCCCUUGCGCCUUUUUGCUUCUUUUCCCCGGUCUGUCUCUCCACUAAACCCGGGCUGAUGUGCUGUGCGAGAGGCUGGAAAUGGAAGUGUUGAUGCUCUGGCUUUUUCCCUGGAUAUUUCAGUGCGUUUCGGUGCGGGCGGACUCUAUCAUCCACAUUGGUGCCAUUUUCGAAGGCAAUGCUGCCAAGGACGACGAGGUGUUCAAGCAGGCAGUGUCGGAUCUGAACCUGAAUGACGACAUCCUCCAGAGCGAGAAGAUCACUUACUCCAUCAAGCUCAUAGAGGCCAACAACCCUUUCCAUGCGGUGCAGGAAGCCUGUGACCUGAUGACCCUGGGGAUCCUAGCCUUAGUGACAUCCACUGGUUGUGCCUCAGCCAAUGCCCUGCAGUCCCUGACAGAUGCUAUGCACAUCCCACACCUUUUUGUCCAGCGCAACACGGGAGGCUCCCCACGCACUGCCUGCCACCUGAACCCCAGCCUGGAGGAGGAGGAGUACACACUGGCUGCCCGGCCGCCCGUCCGCCUCAACGAUGUCAUGCUGAAACUGGUCACUGAGCUGCGGUGGCAGAAGUUCAUCGUGUUUUAUGACAGUGAUUAUGAUAUACGUGGACUGCAGGGAUUUCUUGAUCAGGCCUCAAGACUGGGACUUGAUGUAUCAUUACAAAAAGUGGACAGGAACAUCAGCAGAGUCUUUGCCAACCUUUUCACCACCAUGAAAACAGAGGAGCUGAACCGUUACCGGGACACAUUGCGAAGGGCCAUCUUACUCCUAAGUCCACGGGGAGCCCAGACUUUUAUUAAUGAGGCUGUGGAAACCAACCUUGCAUCAAAGGAUAGUCACUGGGUCUAUGUAAAUGAGGAAAUCACUGAUAACGAAAUAUUAGAGUUGGUACAUAGUGCUCUGGGGAGGAUGACAGUUAUCCGGCAAAUUUUCCCCCUCUCAAGAGACAACAAUCAGAGAUGCAUGAGGAAUAAUCACCGGAUCUCAUCACUGCUGUGCGAUCCACAAGAAGGCUAUCUUCAGAUGCUGCAGGUUUCCAACCUGUACCUGUAUGACAGUGUGCUCAUGCUGGCCAAUGCUUUCCACAGAAAACUGGAGGACAGGAAAUGGCACAGCAUGGCAAGUCUGAACUGCAUGAGGAAAUCCACCAAACCUUGGAAUGGAGGACGAUCCAUGCUAGAGACUAUUAAGAAGGGCCAUAUAACCGGACUUACUGGAGUUAUGGAGUUCAGAGAAGAUGGUGCCAACCCCUACGUUCAGUUUGAGAUACUGGGCACCAGCUACAGCGAAACAUUUGGCAAAGAUGUGCGGAGGUUGGCAACAUGGGACUCUGAGAAAGGACUGAACGGUAGCCUACAAGAACGACGUCUGGGCAAUGACUUACAAGGACUGACACUCAAAGUGGUGACUGUCUUGGAAGAACCUUUUGUGAUGGUGGCAGAGAACAUACUUGGACAACCAAAACGAUAUAAAGGAUUUUCCAUUGAUGUCCUGGAUGCACUUGCCAAGAAUCUGGGCUUCAAGUAUGAGAUAUAUCAAGCUCCUGAUGGCAAAUAUGGACAGCAGCUUCAAAACAGCUCCUGGAAUGGCAUGAUUGGAGAACUCAUUAACAAGAGAGCAGACCUAGCCAUCUCAGCCAUCACUAUCACGCCGGAACGAGAGAGCGUUGUGGACUUCAGCAAGCGGUACAUGGACUAUUCCGUGGGGAUCUUAAUCAAAAAGCCUGAAGAGAAAAUCAACAUCUUCUCUCUCUUUGCUCCUUUCGACUUUGCGGUGUGGGCCUGCAUUGCUGCAGCCAUCCCCAUCGUUGGUGUCUUGAUAUUUGUCUUGAACCGGAUCCAGGCAGUCAGGGCACAGAACGCUUCCCAGCCCUGCCCGUCGGCUUCCUCCACCCUGCACAGUGCCAUCUGGGUUGUGUACGGCGCCUUUGUUCAGCAAGGGGGUGAAUCUACUGUCAAUUCCAUGGCCAUGCGCAUUGUGAUGGGAAGCUGGUGGCUCUUCACCCUUAUCGUCUGCUCUUCCUACACAGCGAAUUUAGCAGCAUUUCUCACAGUAUCCAGGAUGGAUAAUCCCAUAAGAACAUUUCAGGAUCUGUCCAAACAAAUGGAUAUAUCUUAUGGUACAGUCAGGGAUUCAGCAGUGUAUGAAUACUUUAAAGCAAAAGGGACAAACCCUUUGGAGCAGGAUAACACGUUUGCUGAACUGUGGAGGACUAUCAGUAAGAAUAAUGGGGCAGAUAAUUGUGUAUCAAACCCUUCUGAAGGCAUCAGGAAGGCAAAAAAGGGAAACUAUGCCUUCCUGUGGGAUGUGACGGUGGUGGAAUAUGCUGCGCUGACGGAUGAUGAAUGCUCUGUGACAGUCAUUGGAAACAGCAUUAGCAGUAAAGGAUAUGGAAUAGCACUUCAGCACGGAAGCCCCUACAGAGAUCUUUUCUCUCAGAGGAUUCUAGAGCUGCAAGAAAGUGGAGAUUUGGAUGUUCUUAAACAGAAAUGGUGGCCACGGAUGGGACGUUGUGACCUGAAUAGCCACACCAGUGCACAGACAGAUGGGAAGGCGCUCAAGCUUCACAGUUUUGCAGGCGUUUUCUGCAUUUUAGCAAUAGGCCUCCUUCUUGCAUGUUUGGUGGCAGCAUUGGAGUUGUGGUGGAACAGCAACCGUUGUCAUCAAGAAACACCGAAAGAGGACAAAGAAGUGAACCUGGAGCAGGUCCAUAGACGCAUGAACAGUUUAAUUGAUGAAGACAUAGCCCACAAGCAAAUCUCUCCAGCAUCCAUUGAAAUCUCAGCCUUGGAGAUUGGUGGCAUGCAGCCAACUCAGACCCUGGAGCCAGUACGCGAGUACCAGAACACGCAACUGUCUGUCACCACCUUUUUACCAGAACAGACAACUCAUGGUGCCAGCAGGACACUCACAGCUGCUUCCGGCAGCAACCUGCCGCUGCCCCUGAGCAGCUCAGCCACCAUGCCCUCCAUACAGUGUAAACACAGGUCACCAAAUGGAGGACUGUUUCGUCAGAGUCCCGUGAAAACCCCGAUCCCAAUGUCAUUUCAGUCUGUGCCCGGGGGAGUCAUUCCAGAAGCAAUGGAGCCCUCGCAUGGAACAUCCAUAUGAUGAGAAACAAACAGUAAAACAACCAGCAGAGCUUUUUAAUACAAAAAUUUAAAAGAAAAAAAAAAAACAAACCCAACAACAAACAACCCAACACAAAAACUCUUAACUUUUUCUUGUAUAUACAUGUAAAUAAUGAAAGAAUGAAGUGGGGUAAAAGUGUAUUUUGAAUAUUCCCAAUUUUCGAAGUCAGUAAAAAACAAAACAAAACAAAACCCUAAAAUGUAUGAAUGACUUUGUAAAUUUUGUUCUAUAUGAAUAAAAAGGCAAACUACUUGU